AUUUGUCAGAUUUUUUUCUUAGGUGGCAUUAAACAAGAUAGAAACUACAGAUGGAGGAGCAGGAUUCUGGGGGAAGAAGUCAGAGGAAAUGCCAGGGCGGAAAGUACAAUUUGGGACAGGUUGAGUUUUGUUGCCGGUUGGAAAUAGCCAGUCUACUUGUGUGUUUAUUCCUCCACCUUAUUCCGAAAAGAUUUAAGUCAUUAAAAGUUCCAAUAGGUAGCAGUCAGAGGGUCAGGGCUAACAGUUAAAGGUGGUAGAAGUGGGUAAGAUUGCCCAAGUGAGAAGAAAAGAGUACCAAAAGGCAGAACACUGUUAAGAAUAGAGUAGAGAGGCUGGUCACCAAAUGAGAGCAGUGGUAUUCUGAAAGCUGAGAGAAGAAAAUUACAAGAAUGUCUCAUGACCCAAAGAAGUUGAACAAGAUCCAAGAGGUGUUCAUUGGACUGACAAUUAGGAAAUGGAAGCAGCGGCAACAGUGCUUAAACUAGUGCUUCUUAGAGCUGAACCAAAGACCAUAAUUCAAAUGGGAAGCUUUGUCUACCAUACUCUCUUUAUUGACGGAAUCACUUACCUAUGUGCCUCAGACAAUGCCUUAGAUACUGUAACACCAUCUGCAUUUCUUAAAAAUGUUAGUGAGACUUUUCUGAGAAAUCCUUUGAUGUCACAAGAACAUUUUUCUCCGUCAAAUGCAGUUGCUACAGAUUUUCAACAAGUAUUAGGAAAGUAUAUGAUGAAAUACAAUAAAAAUCAAGAGGACAGCUUGAUAUCCGCACUGAAGAGUCAAGUAACUGAUGUAAAAAAUGUUAUGACCCAAAAUAUCGAUAAAAUUUUGGAAAGAGAAGAAAGAUUGAAUAUCUUCACUGAUAGAACAGAUGAUCUGCAAACAACUGCCAAAGAAUCCCAAAAAACAAGAAAGAUUCUUGGGAGGAUAUGGUGGAAACACUUCAAAAAGAUUACAGUCAUCACCAUGGCCAUUCUCCUUUCAGUCAUCAUCAUUCUUUUAAGUACAAAUGUAAUACCAACUUGACCCUUCUCCCCAUCCCCAGCAGGUACCAAUAAAUUGUUAUAUGUAAUUAUAGAGUUCUACAACCAACGAUUACAAAAGCCUUCUCUAGUGGUAGGAGGAAUGGAGGAAAAGGGGGUUGGAAGUAUUUCCUUGUCCCUUUAGUGUUCCUUGACUCUUGUCUUUGUACCUCUCCCAUUUCUGUAAUCCCAUUUGUUUUUUUUUUACCACUGCUCCACUACUCUUCUCUUUGUUAAUACUACAAGCACAUACCCUGAAAUCAGACUGCCAAGCUUCAACUCUCCACUCUGCCACAUACCAUAUAGAUGACUUUGGACAAGUUGGUUAACCUUUGACCCUGUUUCCUCAUCUUUAAAAUGGAGCUAAUAAUAAUAAUACCGCAUAGAGUUGUUGUCUACCACAUAGAAAAUGCUAUUUAAGUGUUAACUAUUACUUAAUAGGAAAGAUGAUUGCAUUUAUGGCAUUGAUUAAAUCCCCAUCAUCUUACUGCUUACUCAGAAAUGACCUUAAAAUUCCCUUAGAAAUAAGAAUCCUUACAUGAGUACAGUCCAGAUACACAGUCACCUCUUCUACAUAUUCUUUCAUUUGAAAUGAAAAUUCAAACCAUUGUGUUUUAUACUAGGCAUUUCUUUGGGUAAAGAUUAAAAAAUUAGGAAACUUUAUCAUUUCUCUAAUAAAUCACAG
Messenger RNA from Balaenoptera musculus (blue whale), 1705 nucleotides. RefSeq names its product vesicle-associated membrane protein 714-like. Gene Ontology annotation, cellular component: membrane; SNARE complex. Gene Ontology annotation, biological process: exocytosis; vesicle fusion. Gene Ontology annotation, molecular function: SNARE binding; SNAP receptor activity. The transcript is spliced from 6 exons. NCBI's taxonomy places the organism in Eukaryota, Metazoa, Chordata, Mammalia, Artiodactyla, Balaenopteridae. Bases 455 to 1024 code for a protein of 189 amino acids. The record is from RefSeq and is a predicted model, not a curated record.